GCCCUGAGGGGGGCGGGCGCGCCGCUCAGUUAGUCAGUCAGUCGCCUCAAGUUGCUCGGGCAGGAGGAGGAGGAGGAAGGCGAGGCAGGGAAGGGCGGCCAUGGACAAGCCCCGGCGGGCCGUGGUGGUGACGGGAUUCGGCCCAUUCGGAGAGCAUUCUGUCAACGCCAGCUGGAUAGCAGUUCAGGAGCUGGAGAAGCUGGGCCUGGGGGACGACGUGGACCUCUACGUCUAUGAAAUCCCCGUCGAGUACCAAGCGGUGCAGAGACUGAUCCCCGCCCUGUGGAAGAAACACAGUCCUCAACUGGUGGUUCAUGUUGGGUUGUCCGGCAUGGCCACCACAGUGACACUGGAGAAAUGCGGCCACAACGUAGGCUACCGGGGCUUGGACAACUGCCGCUUCUGCCCGGGCUCACACUGCUGCGUGGAAGGAGGCCCGGAAUGCAUCGACUCGGUGAUCGACAUGGACCAGGUGUGCAAGAGGGUCUCCGAUCUGGACUUGGACGUUCUCGUGACGAUAUCCAAGGACGCCGGCAGGUACCUCUGUGACUUCACGUACUACACUUCCUUGUACCAGAGCCACGGCCGGUCGGCUUUUGUGCACGUACCUCCGCUGGGGAAGCCGUACACCGCCGAGCAGCUGGGCCGGGCACUGCAGGCUAUCAUAGAGGAGAUGCUCCAUGUCUUGGAACACUCGGAGAGCGACAUAAACUGCCACAAUGAGCACUGAGCCCGAGCCAGAGACCCCCCCCUUUUCUUCCUCACUGUUGCACUUCCAAAGCGUCCCGCUGUCUUUACAGAAUCCUGGGGAGGGGAGGAGAGAGCAACACACCCGGAAACGCCCGCAGGGAGAACGGGGAACUUGACCCGCUGCCCGCCCCGGCCUGCGUCUUCCUUUCGGAGACCGCUGAGCUUUGACGGCCUCUGGACAUCGCUGGGCAAACCAGCCCGACCGACUUGGCUUCCCGCGGAGGACCCCUGGUGGAUCGCGAGAACGGGCGUGUCCGGAAUGGAGGAUCUCCCGGAAGAAUCCAAGGCGGGAGCCGGCAGGCCCGGCCCCAGCAGCUGCGCGCUCGGAACGGCUCCCGUUCGUUUCGCACGCGCCGGUUCCACACGGCUGCGUUGCUCAAAGCGGGAAGAGCCGAUGGCCGCCGAUUGAAACCCGGGGGAGGGUUACUCAGCCGACCUGCUGGAAAUUCAUCACGGGGCUCUCAUCUUCUCGGCGAACAUCUGGCGGUGGAAGACAUGCAGAGAGGGGAGCCUCCGCCUUCCCUCGGUCUGCUUCACGUCACGCCGAGCAUCAGAAUCGGGGUGGGGGGGGAGAGGUUUGGUUUUUAAAGAAACCUCUUUUGAACACUG
Messenger RNA from Heteronotia binoei (common prickly gecko), 1359 nucleotides. It is a transcript of the gene PGPEP1, whose product is annotated as pyroglutamyl-peptidase I. Lineage: Eukaryota; Metazoa; Chordata; Lepidosauria; Squamata; Gekkonidae. Gene Ontology annotation, molecular function: pyroglutamyl-peptidase activity. Gene Ontology annotation, cellular component: cytosol. The record is from RefSeq and is a predicted model, not a curated record. The coding region runs from base 101 to 730 and encodes 209 amino acids. The transcript is spliced from 5 exons. Gene Ontology annotation, biological process: proteolysis.